CAGUCAUUGAGACUCUUGCAAGUUGUGCGCAAAACAGCAGAGUCACGGAAGCAAGGCAGUUUGGGGCAUUAUAUUUCCUUUGCUGAGAUACAGUUUCUCUAAAUAAGCGCACAAGGUCGUCGAGUGUGGCUACAACUGAAACGUUUUUGCAAGCCAGAAAAAAGAAAAGAAAGAAGAUAAAGAGAUUUGCUUCUUUUGCGAUCGCAUACUCCAACUCCAGGACGUCGAUUCAUGUGCUGGAGCCUCGCUGUCACUGGACUUGCACAUCUACAGCGGCGUUUCUGAACCUCCCAAGACCGAGCCCGGGGGGUCCCUUCUUACCUAAGACAACUAAAAGGGCCUAAAGAUUGCAGGUGUGGGUUCCGCAAUUGAGCGCAGCACUACGCAAUACCCAGCGGGUUAAGAGGCACCGGCUCUAACUUAUUUUUUUUUUUCUUACUUCGAAAUCUUGCCAUACGCUUCGCUGACCCAAUGAAGGGUUUAUUCACCUCAAAGAAACCCACCUCCCCCAAGAAGCACCCAACCGGCGAGAACGACGAGAACAGAAACCCUCGCCACGGUUACAGCAACAGCAACAGCAACGGCACAGGCAGCACAGACUCGAAGCCACACUCGCCUGUCAAGCCUGCCACUGCUUUACCGCAUCCAUACCCACAACCGCCCCCCCACUAUACGCCCGCAGUGAAGAGGGAGAGGGAAUCUCAACCGCCCAGAAAAACCACCAGUGCCAGACCCGCUUCGCCCGCAUUGCCUGCGCACACGCAGACGCACACGCACACGCCGACCUCGAAGGAGCAAUCCCCUGCAAAGCCACGAAGUUCACGACCUUUUGGUAGGCAGAACACAGAUUCCUCUUCUUCCCGUCGCAGCAAGAAGAUUGACCCCAAUACCCACCCCCUCAACCUUCCCCCCGAGGAGCGAGCCAAGCGCCUCUCAGCCCUCUCCAACAUGAGCAACCGCAGCUCGACCGACAAGAUGGACAUUGACCGCGAGCCCUCGGCCGCCCCUCCGUCGUCGCCGCCGCCCGCGCAGCAGCACCCCAACAACUUCACUGUCCCCGUCACAUCGCCAACCAAUGGUCGCAAGACGCCGCCUACGAACGGCGAUGGGCCGGUGCCCCCGCCUCAUCGCUCCAACCCGUCGAGCCCUGUCCCUUCUGCGGCAGACGAGGCCGAGGCCUACAAGACCGCGGGCAACAAGUAUUUCAAAGACAGGGACUACAAGAACGCCAUCCUGCAGUACUCCAAAGCUGUCGAGUUGAUACCGGACUCUGCCACCUAUCUCAGUAACCGUGCCGCUGCUUACAUGUCGAAUGGGCAAUAUGCGUCGGCUCUGGAAGACUGUUCUCGCGCUGUUGAUUUAGAUCCCUCCAAUGCCAAGUUCUUGUUGCGGCUCGCCCGCAUCUACACCAGCUUGGGACGCCCCGAUGAAGCCCUGGUCACCUUUGGCCGCAUUCAGCCCCCGGCUUCGGCCAAGGACAUGGCUCCUGCCAGGGAAAUGCAGCACCAUAUCAAGGCUGCCACUGACGCCCUCAACAGCGGCACAUCUGGCUCCAUGGUGCUGCACGCCCUUGACCAGGCCGAGAGAUUCCUCGGAGUCGGCGCACCAAAGCCUCGUAAGUGGCAGCUGAUGAGAGGCUCGGCCUACCUGAAGAUGGGAGGCGUCAACUCGUUGGGCGAGGCGCAGAACGUCGCCAUGUCCCUCCUGAGAUACAACAACUCAGAUCCCGAGGCAUUGGUCCUGCGUGGCCGUGCCUUGUACGCACAGGGUGAUAAUGACAAGGCUAUCCAGCAUUUCCGGAAAGCCAUCAGCGGCGACCCGGAUUACCGUGACGCUGUCAAGUAUCUGCGAAUUGUCCAGAAGCUCGACCGCAUGAAGGAGGAGGGCAACACCGAUUACAAGGCCGGCCGCUGGCAAGCUGCUUUCGACAAGUAUACUCAGGCGUUGGAGGUCGAUCCUACGAACCGAGGCACAAACUCGAAGCUUUACCAGAACCGUGCACUUUGCAGGAUAAAGCUCAAGCAGUACGACGAAGCCAUCGCAGACUGCGAGAAGGCUAUCAGUCUCGAUUCUUCAUACAUGAAGGCCCGCAAGACAAAGGCCAAUGCUUUGGGCCAAGCCGAGCGGUGGGAGGACGCCGUCAAGGAAUGGAAGGCCAUUCAAGAGAUGGACCCCGAGGACCGCAACAUCGCCAAGGAGAUCCGAAGGGCCGAACUCGAGCUCAAGAAGGCUCAGCGGAAGGAUUACUACAAGAUCCUCGGUGUUUCCAAGGACGCCAGUGACAGCGAAAUCAAGAAGGCGUAUCGCAAACUGGCUAUUGUCCACCACCCCGACAAGAACCAGAACGAUCCUUCAGCAGAGGAACGUUUCAAGGACAUUGGUGAAGCGUACGAAAACUUGAGCGACCCUCAGUAUGUUGAUAUGUCCCCGUGAUUAUUAUACGCACAACGCUAACAACUUAACAGGAAGCGGGCCCGUUAUGACAGUGGCGAAGACCUCGUCGACCCCUCGGACAUGUUCUCCGGCGGUGGUGGCAUGGGUGGCAUGGGUGGGGGUAUGGGCGGUAUUGACCCUGAAAUUCUAUUCAGCAUGAUGAACGGUGGAGGCGGCUUCCCCGGCGGUGGUGGUGCCCGCUUCUCGACUGGUGGUGGUGGUGGUGGCGGCCGAGGGCCUCAAGGCUUCCCCGGUGGAUUCCACUUCGGUUGACAAGAGGAAGGAGAC
Messenger RNA from Truncatella angustata, 2721 nucleotides. RefSeq lists its product as uncharacterized. NCBI's taxonomy places the organism in Eukaryota, Fungi, Ascomycota, Sordariomycetes, Amphisphaeriales, Sporocadaceae. Bases 472 to 2433 code for a protein of 653 amino acids. The transcript has 2 exons. The record is from RefSeq and is a predicted model, not a curated record. Gene Ontology annotation, molecular function: protein binding.